UCCAGGCACCGCAACAGCUCUUUAGGCCCCAAGGCGGGGUUCUGCGUCUUCUCAGCUCGCUCCUCUGCCUCCCGCUUUGUCCUCCCCCGCCCGCGUGUAGUCUCCGCCGGCCGCGGGCAUCGAUCGCUUCUCGACCCAGCGCGCAGCCGCGGUCUCGGGCCGCCUGUGGCGCGGGGAAAGUACUUCCGGGCCGAGUGUUUCCGGGUCGCGGUUGGCCCCCGGGUACUGGCUUCGGUUCCCCGCAGCCGGCCGGAGCGGCGAGAGCCCAGGCGGGACCGGCUCCGGCGGCGGCCGUGCCCCUCGCUUGCUUCCCCCGGCCGGGACGUCCUCAGCGGCAGUGUCGGGCGCACUCCGCUGGUCCAGGUGGCAGCAUAUUAGUACUUUCAGCAAUGUCCCCAUCUUUAAACCAGAAGCCAUGGAGGAAAUAAGGUAGCCCCACCUUGAUCGGAUGGGGAAGCCCAGUUCAAUGGAUGCAAAAUAUAAGGAUGACUUAUUUCGAAAGUACGUGCAGUUCCAUGAGGGCAAAGUGGAUACCACCCCCAGCAAGCAGAAGCCUGGCAGCGAUGAAUACCUGCGGGUGGCAGCCUCGACCCUGCUCAGCCUGCACAAGGUGGAUCCCUUUUAUCGAUUCCGGCUGAUCCAGUUCUAUGAGGUGGUGGAGAGCUCCCUGCGCUCACUGAGCUCCUCCAGCCUGCGGGCUCUGCACUGUGCCUUCAGCACACUGGAAACCGUGGGCAUCAACCUCUUCCUCUACCCGUGGAAGAAGGAAUUCAGAAGCAUCAAGACCUACACUGGCCCUUUCGUUUAUUAUGUCAAGUCUACGUUACUGGAAGAGGACAUCCGAGCCAUCCUGAAUUACAUGGGCUACGUGCCCGAGUUGGGAACUGCGUACAAGCUCAAAGAGCUCGUGGAGACUGUCCAGGUGAAGAUGGUCUCCUUUGAGCUGUUUCUGGCCAAAGUUGAGUGUGAGCAGAUGCUAGAAAUCCACUCACAAGUGAAGGACAAGGGGUACUCUGAGCUGGACAUCGUGAGUGAGCGCAAGAGCAGCACAGAGGACGUUCGCGGCUGCUCAGAUGCACUGCGACGGCGGGCCGAGGGCAGGGAGCACCUGACGGCCUCAAUGGCCCGCGUCGCACUGCAAAAGUCGGCCAGCGAGCGGGCGGCAAAGGACUACUACAAGCCCCGUGUGACCAAGCCCUCGAGGUCGGUGGAUGCCUACGACAGCUACUGGGAGAGCAGGAAGCCUCCCCUGAAGGCCUCACUAAGCCUUCGGAAGGAGCCCGUGGCAGCAGACUUGGGGGACGACCUCAAGGACGAGAUCAUCCGCCCAUCCCCCUCACUCCUGACCAUGUCCAGCUCCCCCCAUGGCACCUCAGAUGACCUUCCACCUGCCUCCCCCAAGAACGGCCUCGGCCUGUUGCGCAGCUCGUACUUCCCUCACGAUGACGUGGAUCUGUACACAGACUCGGAGCCCAGGGCCGCCUACCGUAGGCAGGAGGCUCCGCGGCCGGACGUGUGGCUGCUCAGAAACGAUGCCCACUCCCUCUACCACAAGCGCUCGCCCCCUGCCAAAGAGUCCGCCCUAUCCAAGUGCCAAAACUGCGGCCUGUCCUGCAGCUCCUCCCUCUGCCAGCGCUGUGACAGCUUGCUCACGUGUCCUCCGGCCUCCAAGCCCAGUGUCUUCCCCAGCAAGGCCUCUGCCCAUGACAGCCUGGCCCACGGGGUGUCUCUGCGAGACAAGUACUCAGGCCAAAGUCAGGGCCUCGACCGGCUGCCACACCUCCACCCAAAACCCAAGCCCUCCGCCACAGCCACCUCCCGCUGUGGCUUCUGCAACCGCCCAGGCGCCACCAACACCUGCACCCAGUGUUCAAAAGUUUCCUGCGACACCUGCCUCAGCGCCUACCCUUAUGACCCCUGCUGCAAAAAGAGUGAGCUACACAAGUUCAUGCCAAACAACCAGCUGAACUACAAGUCCACCCAGUUCUCCCAUUUCGUGUACAGAUAGACUUGACCUUGCACCUCCCUGCUACAAGGGCUACACCACUGACCUUCUGGUUUCAUGGUGAAGUAGUAUUAAUGUGGUGAUCUCAGAAGUGGAGACCUGCACUUGACCAUGUAGAUGGUGGGGAUCGUGGGCUGGCUGCAUCCACGUGGGAGUUCCCUUACCGACUCGGAUAUUUCAACUGAUGGCUGCUUUGUUGUCUGACGAGGGAGAGGGUAGCACUUCCGUUCAGAUUCAUUUUUGCUGAUCUCUCCACUCCCUGUUCAGUUGGGUUUUCUUUCCUUUAAAGAGGAUUGUUAUCUCUGGGACUCUCGCUGCACCUACUCCUCCCACUGCGAGGCCAGCUUGGACUGGGAAGGGCCCUUCGGGUCGCACGCCUGUCUGGAGUGGCGAGCUGGAGGCCUGUUGGCUUGCGAAAUGAGCCCUCCUGCCACACUGGCCUCUCCCAAUGGUUUAUCCUUUGGUCGCCCCCUUCCCAGCUGGACUCCCUGCACCCUGACUUUCCUGCCUCUCCAGGUGUCAAAGGUGAGCCGAGUCCAGUGUUAGCUGAAUGUCAUCUUGUUGCCACCACAGCUUAGUCGGCCAGUGGUGUUUGUGAACGUGGCUCCGACACAUUACAGCGUGGGCUUUCCACAGCAGGACUGACGUUCCCUUUCUGUUGUUUGCACAUGCCCCUCUUACUGUACUGUAAAUAGAUAUUUUUAAGAUUUAUUUUUAAAUAAAUAUUCAACUUUCCGUGUGUUUCAAAGUGGUUAAAAAAUUAAUUAUAUAGCUAUUUAUGAAAAUGCCCUGGGUUCUUUAGUCUUCCAAGGGAGGGCCUUAUGCCCUUUCAUUUUGUGUCCUCCACUCACUACAGCCCGAGGGUGGAGUGGAGAGUUUGGGGCAGGGGAGGAAUAGAGACGAAGUCCCUUUUUCUUGAGUUGGUGGAAAGCCACUGUCUUCCCUACAAUAAAUAUCUAGACACCUACCUCCAGUGUGCACUUAGGGGGUUAGAGCAGGCGUCGAGGUCUGUGUGCCUGCAGACUGUGACACCUGGUGAUGAUUCAGGGACCCUUCGGAUCUGUUGCCCUGGUCUUUGGCACUUGUUGAGCAUGAACCUUGUACUCCAAACUUCUUGAGUCUCAUUUCGGAAGGAAAAUAACUUGGGAUUCCCACCACCCCUCCAUCUCAGUCCUCUUUUCUUCACCAGUUUCCAGGACUCAUCUGCAGCAACAUUUGCGAUCUUUUUGCACUAAAAUUGGGCAGGAGCCGGCACGUGCCUGUCAGGCAGACAGCGCAGACAGCUCCUCAGAUACUCAGCUGAGCCUAAGCACUUCCAAACUGAAGGCCCCUUCAACUCCUCUUGUGAAUUACCAACCCCUGGAUUUUUCUUUUGGGGUACAGAACAGGAGUGGGGCAAGAGUUUAAAGCCGCUUCCUUGUGAACUAAUAAUAUAUUUAGCCAUAAGUGUUUGUGACGUAUACUAUGUUAAGAGAUUUACAUGCAGUGGGUUUUUCUGGGAGACAGAGGUAUUCAGCUCAUAAGUUUAAAUCUGGCUGAAUCCUGAGGCCACUGUGAAUUUGCUGAUGUUCUUCCAACUCAGUUGAGUGAUUUUAAGGUUUUCCAAAUCUUAUAUGGCUCUUUUUAAAAAUAUAUCUGGUAGAUCACAUGUAGAUAUACAACGUGUAUAUUAAGCUGAAUUUCAACCAACUUUAUUACUAAGGCCCGCCUAUCUGGGGCAUUCAUCUUUGAUGUUCUUCCUUUUCACAUUUCAUAACUGCAAUGCCUGGCCCACUCCUGAGAGCUCUAGUUUUCUAGUUUUCCAUUUCCAGAUUGCUCCAGCAUUAUAGUAACUAACUCUUUUAACCAACCGUGAUGCCACGUAACUUACACAGUGGACAAAAGCAGGAAUGAUUAAACUCAUCCUAGGAAGAAACAGUCCAGUGUACCUAUCUAUCAUCACGGAAAUACUACAACCAUGCUCCUUGGUGUGUAUCUUACUGUAUGAGGUUGCUGUGAUUGAGAUAGUUAAAUAUAUGCUAAUUUAAAAAUGCAGAUGUUUUGCAUUUGGUUUCUACCAAGAGUUGAAAUGUUGAGAGAUGAUUGAAAAAUAUUAAUAAUAAAGUGUCUUCCAUUGUUAAA
Molecule: messenger RNA, 4126 nt
Organism: Lemur catta (Ring-tailed lemur)
Lineage: Eukaryota; Metazoa; Chordata; Mammalia; Primates; Lemuridae
Gene: SPATA2
Product: spermatogenesis associated 2
Exons: 3
Coding region: 449-2008 (519 amino acids)
Biological process (GO): protein linear deubiquitination; regulation of necroptotic process; regulation of tumor necrosis factor-mediated signaling pathway
Cellular component (GO): cytoplasm
Source: RefSeq, a predicted model, not a curated record